Messenger RNA from Botrytis porri, 381 nucleotides. RefSeq lists its product as uncharacterized. NCBI's taxonomy places the organism in Eukaryota, Fungi, Ascomycota, Leotiomycetes, Helotiales, Sclerotiniaceae. The transcript has 2 exons. Bases 1 to 381 code for a protein of 126 amino acids. The record is from RefSeq and is a predicted model, not a curated record.
AUGUCCAUAUGUUACAGUCCAAGACACAGAUUUUCAGAAGAUAUCGAUUCCGAGAGAGUAGAAAUGGAAUCUUUCAGCAGUCUGCGGUUGGACCACCCUAAUCGCCGAGAAAUUCAUGCGAAUCUGCAGGGAAGAUUGCGAUAUCUAUUGGACUGUCUCCGCAGUGAAUAUACAAGUUUUGAGGGAAGAAUCCAUGAAUUGAAAGAGGAAAUCAGUAGUCCUUCAGCCGGCGGAGGUCGAAUGGAAGUCAUGCGUGACAAUAUGCUUGGAGAGAUUCUCGCGGAAAUCGAAGUUUUGAGUCGUCAGCAGGAAAGUUUAAGUACAAGUAUGAAUACUGUAUCAAUUUGGGGUGGAGAACUUCGACAAGCAAGAUGGCCAUAG